AUGCAGCUCAAGUCUUUCCUGCUGGCGCUGGCUCUGGGCGCCGCCUCCGCCCAAGCCUGGACUAUCCACGGCUACACCGAGAAGGACUGCAAGGGUACCGCCGACACAGCUGGGUCGGGCUCUGGGAAGGAGGCCUGCGGCACCAUGAAAAGUAGCACCUACAAGUCCCUCAAGGCCAGCCCCGGUGACUACGUCCUGACGGCCUACUCGGGCUCUUCUUGUUCGGAGUCUAGCGGUGCCUACACGCCGAGUGAAGGCUAUGCCCUGCAGCCUGCAAGAUGUGUCAACGGUGACUUUGACACCUACGAGGCCCAGUUCAUCGCCAUCGGCAAGCGGGACAACGAAACCGCCAUCGACGAGGAGCUCGUGGCCGCCUACUACGCCGAGUUCCCCGAGGAGCUGGACGAGCUCAAAUAA
Molecule: messenger RNA, 417 nt
Organism: Aspergillus heteromorphus CBS 117.55
Lineage: Eukaryota; Fungi; Ascomycota; Eurotiomycetes; Eurotiales; Aspergillaceae
Exons: 2
Coding region: 1-417 (138 amino acids)
Source: RefSeq, a predicted model, not a curated record